UGUACUAAAUAAAGCAGGAAUGCUUAACCUUAUUUUAUAAUACCUACAAUGCUACUCCCUAUUUAGAUAAUAAGUUGAUUCUAACCUUAAAUUCUUGCAUGAAACAUCAAAAAUGACUAAUAAUCGGUUAGAGUAACAUUUUUUAUUUUAAACACUUAGAGUUCACAAAAGGUUUAUUAAUAAAAAAAAAUAAAAUAAUUUCCAUUAAUCUAUUUCAUUGAUUAACAUCAAGAGUGUGUGUAGUUUGUAUAAAAAUGCCGACUAUUAAUGUCAAGCGUGACUUAUUGUUCAAAACUCUUGGUAAAACAUAUUCGGAUACCGAAUUUCAAAAUUUAUGUUUUGAUUUUGGCUUAGAAUUGGACGAAGUGACAACAGAGAAGCAAAUGGUAAUGAAUGAGCAAAAUUUAAAUUAUAGCACAGAAAUAUCAGAAGAAGUUAUAUAUAAAAUUGAUAUACCUGCAAAUAGAUAUGAUUUACUAUGUUUGGAAGGUUUAGCUCCAGCACUUCUUGUAUUUUUAAAUCAAAUAGAUAUACCUCGAUAUACAACAAUAUUUCCAAGUGUAAACAGACAGAAGAUUAUAAUGACAGAACAAUGUGUGAAAGUCAGAGGGCAUAUUGUUGCGGCUGUUUUACGUGAUAUUACAUUUACAAUGGAUUCCUAUAAUAGCUUCAUCGAUCUUCAAGAAAAAUUGCAUCAAAAUAUAGGCAGAAAAAGAAAUUUAAUAUCAAUUGGAACUCAUGAUUUAGAUACUGUUAAAGGUCCAUUUUUAUAUGAUGCAAGACCACCAACUAAUAUUUAUUUUAAGCCACUUAAUCAAGAUAAAGAAUAUACAGCGGAAGAAAUUAUGAAUUUAUAUAGUAACCACGCACAAUUAAAACAAUACUUGCAUAUUAUAAAGGAUAGUCCAGUUUAUCCUGUAGUAGAAGACAGUAAUGGAGUUGUUUUAUCUCUACCACCUAUUAUUAAUGGAGAUCAUUCAAAAAUUACACUCAGUACUAAAAAUAUAUUAAUCGAAUGUACUGCAACAGAUUUAACAAAGGCAAAAAUCGCAUUGGAUACUAUAGUUUGUACUUUUAGUCAAUACUGUAAAAUAAAAUAUACAAUAGAAAUGGUGGAGAUCGUGUAUCCUGAUAAACAAGUAUUUCAUUAUCCAGAUUUGAACUAUCGAAUUGAGGAAAUUGAUUAUGAGAAAGCAACAAAAUAUAUUGGUAUAAAACAAACUGCAGAAGAGGUAGCUAAUUUACUUUCUAGAAUGUCUUUGAAAACAUCUGUUAAAGACAAUAACAAAUUGAACAUCAAGGUGCCUCCCACAAGACACGAUGUAAUACAUACGUGUGAUAUUUAUGAAGAUAUUGCUAUAGCAUAUGGAUAUAAUAAAAUUCAGAAAACUAUACCAUAUUUAUCGACUAUUGCAGAAGAGUUUCCGUUGAAUAAAUUAUCUGAUCAAUUACGGAUAGAGUUGGCUUGUGCUGGAUUUACAGAAGCAUUAACUUUUUCAUUGUGCUCUCGCGAAGAUGUAGCGGAUAAAUUAGGUCAGGAAUUGUUGAACAUACCAGCUGUUCAUAUAUCAAAUCCAAAAACAUUGGAGUUUCAGAUUGCACGUACUACUUUAAUACCAGGAUUAUUGAAAACCUUAGCUGCAAAUAAAAAGAUGCCACUUCCCCAUAAAUUAUUCGAAGUUUCUGAUAUUAUAUUAAAAGAUGACAACGUAGAAGUUGGUGCGCGUAAUAAUCGACAUUUAUGUGCGGUAUAUUGUAAUACAUUUGAUGGUUUCGAAAUAAUCCAUGGCUUAUUGGAUAGAAUGUUACAAAUAUUAGAAAUACCUUGGAGUAGCAAUAAAAAUAAAAAUGGAUAUUAUCUUCGUGCUGUAGACGAUCCUACUUUCUUUCCUCAUCGUUGUGCGGAAAUAUUAUGUUAUGGCAAAGUGAUUGGAAAGAUGGGAGUUUUACAUCCAGAUGUAGUUUCAAGAUUUGAACUAAAUACUCCUUGUUCCGUAUUAGAAAUUGACAUCGAAUGCUUUUUAUAACACUUACUAUAAUACUUGUUAUUGACAAUAUGUUGAAAUAAAUCAUACAUUUUUCCUA
Messenger RNA from Frieseomelitta varia, 2085 nucleotides. It is a transcript of the gene beta-PheRS, whose product is annotated as phenylalanine--tRNA ligase beta subunit. The record is from RefSeq and is a predicted model, not a curated record. Gene Ontology annotation, cellular component: cytoplasm; phenylalanine-tRNA ligase complex. Gene Ontology annotation, biological process: phenylalanyl-tRNA aminoacylation. The coding region runs from base 255 to 2027 and encodes 590 amino acids. The transcript has 11 exons. Lineage: Eukaryota; Metazoa; Arthropoda; Insecta; Hymenoptera; Apidae. Gene Ontology annotation, molecular function: ATP binding; magnesium ion binding; phenylalanine-tRNA ligase activity.